AUGGGGGGGCUAAAGGUUAGAUCAAGGCAGCAGGCCCUGCUGCUUCCUCUGCUGCUGCUACUGCUGCUGCUGCUGCAGCAGCAUCAGCAGCAGCUGUUGCAUGCUGCCUGCCGCGAGAUCGUGCUAAGCGGCAGCGGCAGCAGCAGCAGCAGCAGCAGCAGCAACAGCAGCAGCAACUAUUCUCUUCUUUCUGCUGCAAAAGGUCUAAGACAAUCUUGUCUGCGACCCUCGACCUGCCAGCAGCAGCAGCAACAGCAGCAGCAGCAGCAGCAGCAGCGACAGCAAAGUUUUCUGACUCGACGCGGUCGCCUCCCACCGUUUGCAUUUCAGGGGUUUGAUGAUCUGCAGUUUGAAGCAGCAGACAGCAGCAGCAGCAGCAGCAAGAGGAGGCGGGGGGUGCUGCAGCACGGCAGGGAAGAGCUGCUGCGUCUCCUUGGCUUCAGCAGCAGCAGCAGCAGCAGCAGCAGGCCGCAUUUCGAGUCUGCUGCUGCUGCUUUCUGGCGUCAGUGGGUGUUGAGUCUCCCCCCCGUGAGUCGUAUGUAUUUGCUGCUAUGUGCAUGCAGCUGUGCAGCAGCAACAGCAGCAGCAGCAGCAGGCUGUCCUUUACCUGCUUCUUUAUUUUACUUUAAUUUAACUAAAGCAACAAAAGAAAAACAGCUCUGGAGGUUCUUGUCUCCUCUCUUCUUCGUUGGCGAACUGUCUCUUUCUGCUGCUCUGUCUCUCUCUUUUGCUUACACCUACUUUCCGCUGCUAGAGAGAUACUGCAGCAGCAGGAGCAACAGCAGCAGCAGCAGCAGCAGCAGCAACGGCAGCAGCAGCAGCAGCAGCAGCGAGAGCGAAAAGAGGGGCCAACCUGACCUCAGCAGCAGCAGCGAGAGCGAAAAGAGGGGCCAACGUGACCUCAGCAGCAGCAGCAACAACAACAACAGCAGCAGCAGCAGCAGCAACAGCGGUACGAAGCGUUUUAUAAAUUUGUUGGGGUUAGGCGCAGGGUGUACGUACACCUUAACAGGGCUAGGUUUGCUGCCAGCAGCGCAGCAGCAGCAAUGCUUUUUUUCUUUUGUUUUGUUUCUAUGGAGUUAUAUAAACCCCACAGGGGACUCAGAUAUUCUAGGGUUGUUUUGCUGCAGCAACAGAACGCUGCCGCUGCUGCUGCUGCUGCAGCAUUUGCUGCUAGACGGCCAACUCGUCAAGGCAGACCUGUGGGGUGCAGCAGCAGCAGCCCUCGCCUACCUCACCGUACACCCCAAACCCUAA
Messenger RNA from Eimeria acervulina, 1257 nucleotides. RefSeq lists its product as hypothetical. Gene Ontology annotation, cellular component: endoplasmic reticulum membrane; Hrd1p ubiquitin ligase ERAD-L complex. Lineage: Eukaryota; Apicomplexa; Conoidasida; Eucoccidiorida; Eimeriidae. The transcript has a single exon. The record is from RefSeq and is a predicted model, not a curated record. Gene Ontology annotation, molecular function: misfolded protein binding; ubiquitin-specific protease binding. Bases 1 to 1257 code for a protein of 418 amino acids. Gene Ontology annotation, biological process: endoplasmic reticulum unfolded protein response.